Molecule: messenger RNA, 585 nt
Organism: Zingiber officinale
Lineage: Eukaryota; Viridiplantae; Streptophyta; Magnoliopsida; Zingiberales; Zingiberaceae
Product: zinc finger protein 11-like
Exons: 1
Coding region: 1-585 (194 amino acids)
Source: RefSeq, a predicted model, not a curated record
AUGGAUCAAGGAGAAAAUUGGACGUGGAGAAGACACCAGCUGUACGCUCACGAUCCGUCGUGGGAGGAAAAGGCCUUCGCCGAGGACUCCGCCGGGCGUCUCCUCGGCGGCUGCGUCUGGCCGCCGAGGUCCUACUCUUGCAGCUUCUGCCGUCGGGAGUUCCGGUCGGCGCAAGCGCUGGGCGGCCACAUGAACGUCCACCGCCGUGACCGAGCGAGGCUCAAGCAGUCCGUCGAAGAAGGCGGCGUCGCCGCCGAUCAUGCCGUUGCACUGCUGAAUCCCGAUCAUCAUCGUCCCUAUCUUAGGAUCUCGGAAGCGAGUGCCGCCGCCACCGCGCGCGACUUCAUCUCUCUCUCUCAGGCGAGAGAUGCGACUCCCGCCGCGUCUUCUUUUCUCGACUCGGCGGCGGCGCGCAAACGGAACGCCGACGGCGAGGAGAGCUUCAGGGCGAAAAAAUGGCGGACGGAAGAACUGGCGAGCAACGAUCACGAGGUACUCAAAUUGCUUAAACCUCCUCGUCCUGUAGAAGAGUUAGAUCUCGAGCUUAGACUCGGACAAAAUAACAAGCCUGUAGUCAUUGUGUAA